AAUAUUUAUAUAUAAAAUUAAAAAUGGCAACUGGAGAUAUAAGAAACAAUUUGCGCAAGCUUGUGAGCGAGCUUAAGCAUAUCAAAUAUGAAGAAAAUCUUGAUUUUGAGCAAAUGAUUAUUGGACUUUCUACACCCUUUUUGCCCAUAUUAUUCCAUGUUUUUAUGGAAUACUCCAGCGAAUUAACCUCUUACUUUUUAUCUAAAGGUUAUAAUUUCUAUGGAAAGAGUGAUUCAAGAUUUCUGGAAUCUGUUUAUAGAAUACUUGUUCAAGAGUUCCAAGAAAAACCUUUGCUUACAAAACAGCAGUUUUUUUCGAUCGGAUUUGCAGAAGUAAAAGUAAUUUUUGUUACAAAAAUUUUAAAACUUUGUAUAAAAAAAAAUAAGGAUAUUUUGUUAAAGCAAGCAUUGAAAAAAAAGCUAAAGCAUAAUUCUGAUCCAUGUCAGAGUGUUGUUUUUGGUAAUGGUAGUUCAGAAAAAGGACUAAGAAGUGUUUCAAAUCUUGAGGACAAUGAAAUUAAACCUGUUGUAGCUCCAUCUGCUGUUUUUAAUAGUUUGCCUUUACCCACUCCAGAACUUGCUUUAACUCCAAUUAAAAAAGGAAGUAUUUAUUCGAAUUCACAAUCCAAAACUAACUCUGAAUUACCAAAACAUGAAAUGAAUGAGUUAAAAUCCAAUGUGGAAAAGGUUAAAUGUGAUUCUUAUGUUGAAAAAGAUAACUUUGAUACUUUAAAAAAAUCAACUCAUUCAGAAGAUUUAUUUUUCAAGAAAGACAAUAGUUUUUAUGUUUCUCCUCAUAUACUAAAUCAUUUAAAACAAAACUCAAAAGCUUUAGAACAUCUGGUUAAUCAAGCGAAUUUAUCAAAAGAUGAGCCUUCACAUGGAGCUUUAGAUGGUUUAAGUUCAUGCUCAAAUUGUUUGAAAAAUUCUGAAUUAAUACGUGAUUUGGACAUCAAAGUUCAGAAAAUAGAACAAGCACUCGAUGCAUCAUCUAAUUUAAACGUUGAUCUUAAAGCGAGAGUUUCAAUUAUGGAGAUUCAAAUUAAAGCAAUGGAGAAGAAACUUUCAGAAAAUAGUAUUAUUAACAAAAAUGAUAAUGUUGACUUAUCUGAUUUAGAAAAUGAAAAGCCUUACAAUCCAAAUAAUAUUGAAAAAGGUAAAAUCAGAGAUUUGAAAAAUAAAGACGUUUCUUAUUGUGAAUAUUCACCUGUAAAGUAUACAGACGAUGAAGAAAUUAUUAAAGAUUUUAAACCAAUAAGUUACAAAAAUUUUAAUAAUGACUAUUAUUUAAGGGAGGAAGAAAAGGAAAAUUUUGAUUAUUCUUCAUUGAGCAAUUCUAAUAUUGAUUUUGAAAUUUCAAAAGUUGAUGGUAAAGUAUCAUUAGUUGAUAAUAAAUGUACUGAAAAAAAUAUUCAAACAAAUAUUUUAACAUCAAACAAUUUCAUUUUUGAUGCAAAGACAAGUGAAACUGUUAAAAGUGUGAAGCAGCGUUUGGAAGAGACUGAAAGGUUAUUGCUUGAUAAAAAAAGCAGAGUUUCUAAUUGAAUUUUAUAAAAUAAUAUUAUUACAGGCUAAUAUUGAUAUCCGUUUUUAUUAGAAUUUUAUUACUAUCAUAUUUAAUAUAAAUAAAUUAGUUUAUGUAAUUGUUUGUGGUAUAAUUUUUUUGUAAAAAUUUAUUUUGCUUGUAUUGUAAUUUGUAAGUUAUUAUCAGAAUAUUUAUAACAAAUGGAAUAAUACUAUAAUAAUUUCUCUUA
Hydra vulgaris (swiftwater hydra) is the source of this 1753-nucleotide messenger RNA. RefSeq lists its product as uncharacterized. Gene Ontology annotation, cellular component: centrosome; spindle pole. The record is from RefSeq and is a predicted model, not a curated record. Lineage: Eukaryota; Metazoa; Cnidaria; Hydrozoa; Anthoathecata; Hydridae.